Messenger RNA from Poecilia latipinna (sailfin molly), 1300 nucleotides. Its product is annotated as opsin-3-like. The transcript has 3 exons. NCBI's taxonomy places the organism in Eukaryota, Metazoa, Chordata, Actinopteri, Cyprinodontiformes, Poeciliidae. The record is from RefSeq and is a predicted model, not a curated record. Gene Ontology annotation, molecular function: G protein-coupled receptor activity. The annotation marks the transcript as partial. Gene Ontology annotation, biological process: G protein-coupled receptor signaling pathway. Gene Ontology annotation, cellular component: membrane.
GGCAUCGUCUCCAUCAUGACUCUGGCGGCUCUGGCGUAUGAGCGCUACAUCCGGGUGGUGCACGCCCAGGUGGUGGACUUCCCCUGGGCGUGGCGGGCCAUCGCCCACAUCUGGCUGUACUCGCUGGCCUGGACCGGGGCGCCUCUGCUGGGCUGGAACCGCUACACGCUAGAGAUCCACCAGCUGGGCUGCUCCCUGGACUGGGCAUCCAAAGACCCAAACGACGCCUCCUUCAUCCUCUUCUUCCUCUUCGCGUGUUUCUUCGUGCCCGUUGGCAUCAUGGUCUACUGCUAUGGCAACAUCCUCUACACAGUGAGAAUGCUGCGUUCACUGCAAGACCUGCAGACGGUCCAGAUUAUAAAGAUCCUGCGCUACGAGAAGAAGGUGGCGGCCAUGUUCCUACUGAUGAUUUCCUGUUUCCUGGUGUGCUGGACGCCGUACGCCGUGGUUUCCAUGAUGGAGGCGUUCGGCAGGAAGGCCAUGGUCUCUCCCACCGUGGCCAUCAUCCCGUCCUUCUUCGCCAAGUCCAGCACGGCGUACAACCCCGUCAUCUACGUGUUCAUGAGUAGAAAGUUCCGGCGUUACUUCCUGCAGCUGCUCUGCUCCCGGCUCUUCCAUAAGAUCUCCUGGCUGCAGCAGAACCUCAAAGAGCGGCAGCCGACGCCCGCCGAGCGCCCCAUCCGUCCCAUCGUCGUCUCCAGCGCCUGCGACUCCAGGGACCGGCCCAAGAAGAGGGUCACCUUCAACUCCUCCUCCAUCGUCUUCAUCAUCACCAGCGACAAUUUCCAGCAAUUUGACGUCACCUCCAAGGCCAGAGAUUCCUCGCAGGUGAACGUCAUCCAAGUGAGGCCGCUGUGACCUUUGACCUCUUGGUAAUGCCUUAUGACCAAACAUGCAGUUCCACGCCAAGCUAAUCCCGCCUGACCUCCUCGGCUGUUUCUGUGUCUGAACGCAGCCCCAGACUUUUUACAACUGACUGUAAAUACCCAACAGGAGGCAACAUCCUCAUUAGACAUCAGCUGUGGUGAUAUUAGGUAAUUGCAUAGUUGAUUAACUAGUUUUAUGUCAUGCAGUGUGUGGGAGAGUAGCUGCAUUUCUGUUACAAAUCAGCUCAAAACUUUGUCAACAUUCUACACUAAUGCCGGAAAAACACAAUUUUGCAAUUGUGAUGUUUAAGUUAAAUGAGAAACGGGAUUAAAAUCACAGCUGAAUAAGUCUGUUCAUCAAAAGUCAUUAAAAAACAUGCUGCCUAGGCCUGUCGCAAUAAUCAAUUAAACACAUGAUAAAUUAAAAAUAUCAA